UGCCUCGAAUUCCCUCCACACAUUUUUUAUUCAGCCUUCCCCGGGGCAGAUGCGACACUGUUUCCCAACCAUGCCUGCGCUGUGGAGAGCCAUGCUGCUGUGGAUUUGUGUCUGCGUCUGGCUUCCAGCUCAGGCCCGGGGAGCCCUGGUCGUUUCUCGCAGAAAUGCUCUCUCACAGGAGACCGAAGAAGCCAUGGGCCCCAGGUUAUUAACGAAAAGAAGCACAAGCUCUGUGAAUAUGGUGGAGGUGUUCAGUGUGAAAGUGGACUGCACGGUGAUGUCUCGUUUCGCCCACACCGUCAUGACCUCCAGGGCUCUGAACAAGGCAAACUCCUCACAGGAAAUCUUCUUUGAAGUGGACCUGCCCAAGACGGCCUUCAUCGUCAACUUCAGCAUGGAAAUUGAUGGGGAGGUGUAUGUUGGGGAGGUGAAGGAGAAAGAGAAAGCCAAGAAACAGUAUGAGAAGGCUGUUUCCUCUGGACACACUGCUGGACUGGUCAAAGCUUCUGGGAGGACGAUGGAGAAGUUUUCAGUGUCUGUCAACAUCGCAGCCAAAAGCAACGUGACUUUCAUUCUGACCUACGAGGAGCUCCUUCAGAGGAAACUGGGCCAGUAUGAGAUUCUGACUCGAGUUAAACCCAAACAACCAGUGCAGGAGUUUCAGAUUGUGACAAACAUCUAUGAGCCCCAGGGCAUUGCUUUUGUUGAGGCCACUGCAACCUUCCUCUCCAAUGAGCUGCUCCCCCUGGUGGAGAAAACCGUCACAGACACAAAGGCACACAUCUCUUUCUCACCAACACUGGAGCAGCAGAGGAAAUGUCCAGGAUGUGAAGGCACCAUAAUUGAUGGAGAUUUCAUCAUCAAGUACGAUGUGAAACGAAGAGAGGGCCUUGGGGAACUUCAGAUUGUGAACGGAUACUUUGUGCACUUCUUUGCUCCACCUGACCUGCCCAGAGUCCCAAAGAAUGUGGCGUUUGUGAUUGACAGGAGCGGAUCAAUGAGUGGAACAAAGAUGGCACAGACCCGCGAUGCACUGGUGGCCAUUCUGAAAGACCUCCACGAAGAGGACCACUUUGCUCUGAUCCUGUUUGAUGAUGAAAUUACCACCUGGAAGGACUCUCUUACCAAAGCAACAAAGGGAAAUGUGGAGAAAGCCAUUGCCUACAUCAGGAAACUAAGAGACAAUGGAAGCACCAAUAUCAAUGACGCUGUACUGAGGGCAGUGAGCAUGCUGGAGAGAGAAAGACGAGACAAGAACCUUCCAGAGAGGAGUGCGGACAUGAUUAUUUUACUGACUGAUGGGAUGCCAAACAGCGGGGAGUCCAACCUGAAGAAGAUUCAGGAGAAUGUGGGCUCUGCUAUUGGAGGGAAGAUGACUUUGUUCUCUCUUGGAUUUGGAAAUGAUGUGGAUUACUCCUUCCUGGAUGUGAUGUCCAGACAAAACAAAGGAGUAGCCCGCAGGAUCUUUGAGGGUUCAGAUGCAGCUGUUCAACUCCAGGGUUUCUAUGAGGAGGUGGCCAGCCCUCUGCUCUUGGAGGUAGACCUGCGUUAUCCUGACCAAGCAGUGGGCUUCUUGACCAAAAACAACUACAGCCAGUUGUUUAACGGCUCAGAGAUCGUGGUGGCCGGUCGGCUGACGGACAGUGACAUGGAUAACUUCCUGGUGGAGGUGUUCGCCCAGGGGCCGAAGGAAAACUUCCAGGUGCAGGGAAAGGCCAGUGUGGUAAACUUGGAUGUGAUCUACCCAGACCAGGAGUACAUCUUUGGGGAUUUCUCAGAGCGUCUGUGGGCCUACCUCACCAUCCAACAGCUACUGGAGAACCGUGACAUUGGUACUCAGCAAGAGAAAGACAAUGCAACAGCCAAGGUACUGGACUUGUCCCUGCGAUACAACUUUGUCACCCCUCUCACCUCCAUGGUGGUCACCAAGCCUGAAACUGAGGACGGACCAGUCGGCCCUCUCAUCGCUGAUAAACUGACUGAGGACCAGCGACAGAAAGCAGAGAGAACCAGUGGUUCCGGCGGCGGUGGUUCCAGUGCCGCCAGUUCCCGUAUUAGCAGUUCCCGUGGUGGCAGUUCCCAUAUUAGCAGUUCCAGUGGUAGCAGUUCCCGUGGUAGCAGCUCCCGUGGUAGCAGCUCCCGUGGUAGCAGUUUCCGUGGUGGCAGCUCCCGUGGUGGCAGUAGCCAAUCAGAUGUGGACGGAGAUCCUCACUUCAUGAUCGAGCUGCCAGAUAGAGAUGACGCUCUGUGCUUCAACAUCAACGACAAACCAGGAACCAUUUUCAACCUGGUUAGAGACCCAAAAUCAGGCUUUGUGGUGAACGGCCAAAUUAUUGGCAAGAAGAAAGUCGUUCAGGAUGGUAACAUCGACACCUACUUUGGCCGUUUUGGUAUCAUCCACCAGAAGCUGGGGCUGAGGCUCGAGGUGAGCACUCAGGACAUCAUCGUCUUCUACGAGGGCAAACAGAUCAAGCUGCUGUGGUCUGAUACGGCCUCUAUCAAAGAAACAAAUAUGGACUUCAGGUUAACUAAGAACUGCGAACUGACAGUGACGCUGAGGCACUCGGUUAGAUUUAUGGUCAUCAGACACACGAAGGUUUGGAAGAGACGCCACGACCAACAAGACUACCUAGGGUUCUACACCCUGGACAGCCACCACUUGUCUGCCUCUGUUCAUGGUCUGCUAGGUCAGUUCUACCACGGGGUUGGGUUUGAGGUGACAGACCUGCGUCCAGGUGAGGUCCAGGAGAAAUUAGAUGCCACCAUGUACGUGAAGGGACAAAUACUCAACGUGACCAGACACUGGCAGAAGGACUUCAGCAGGGAUGUGAAGAAUGGGGAAAGUAUUCCCUGUUGGUUUUUUAACAAUGAUGGAGCAGGCCUCGUUGAUGGAAGAGCCUCAGACUACAUUGUGUCUGGGCUUUUUAAGGCUACUUUUUGAAUCUUGAAAAGUCAAAAUCUCAGUGACAAUGCAAUGGGGCCACAUUAUUGUGGUUAGAGAUUGCACAUUACAGUGAGUCAGUGUGGAUUUACUGAUGACAUAAAUAAUAUGGUAGGUAAAGCUUUCCAAUAUUAGGCUGUCAUAGAAUUAUAUAAGUCUGAGUAUUUCACAUACCAAAUUAACUUUUCUACACUUCUUUGCAAUCAAAUCAAUAUUUUGCUGUACAUUUGUUUAGCCUCCUGUCAGUGCAGUACAGCCUGUACCUCGCUCAGCCCAGCAUAUUUGGGUUUAAUGUCUUUGCACUUUGGGUUCACUUCAAGGUAACAUGGGUGUGUACAUGACCUCGGCCACAACUGUAUGUGUUGUGCCUCACUCUGUGCUUUGGGAGCUGCACCUUGAUUCACAAAAAUGUUGCUUCAAAAAAGAGGACACUUCUACACUGGUGUAAAAACCCACUCACAUAGUAGUGUCAGACUACAGUCAUUUCUGCACUAAGUUGAAAAAAAUAUUCAAGUCAGUACUUAUGAAACCUUAGUGAUACUGUUUGCAUUAUGUUCAUUAAUGUUCCUCUACAUGUAUGCUUUAUAAAUUAUUUAUGGUGGAACAAUCAUUACUGACAGAUCCAGCAAUCCAAAAUUGAGUCACAUGUGACCGCUAUGUACUCACAUUUACUCCUGACACAGCUACAUGCAAGUCAUGAAAGGAAACACUUUCUAUACAUUUCAUCUGGGUGCCAUGCUUCAAGGAAUAUGUAUUGUUUUCCCGAAAGACAUUAGGAGAGAAAAGUGUCACUCUAAUGAUAAUAAAAAAGGGUCAUGAUUUAUCUUUGUUUCAUUUUUAACAACAAGCAACAAAUCUACCAAUGUGUUUUGAUAUAUAAAGCCUUUGUUAAUGGCCCUGAACGCCCAUGGUACACCCACACAGGUGAUUUCAAUUGACUAGCUAAUUAGUUGUCCUCUCUGGACUGCAUGGGCUUGAAGAGACAGACUUUUUUCACAGCAGACUUUUCAACUUGUCAACUCGUCAAGAGUAAGAAAAUCACUUACUAAUAACAUUAAUUGAGGCUCCACUCUAAGUGUCCCAGUAAGCCACAUCAGUGUGACAAUGAGCCACCAUGUACAAUACUCGGACUCUGAAGCUAAAUAAGCUAGAUGUCAGCCAUUGUUAAUGUUAUAAGUAUCUAAUUGUCAGGUAAUUGUUGAAAGUUUACAUUAGUUCUCAGUAGUAGUCUCUUCUUUUGUCAUUAUUUCACUAUUUCCAUUGAAGUCCCUGAAUGUCAUACAGUGGUGUGUGUUUCUUUUUUUUGUCAUUGUUCAAAGCUUUAUUGUUAAAUGGACGCAUUUUUGGCACGACUCAAAAUGUAACCACUCUGCCUGCCUCUGGAAAUGUUUGACCUCUACCUUUUGAGCUAUCAGACAUCCAAGCUGCAUUCUAAAUCACACACUUUAUUUUUUUACUUUCAGUACAGACUGCAGUUGCCCUUACAAAGUACGUACUGUUGCAGUAUUUCAUCAUUGUUAAACAGUCCAAAGGGAAAUGUCCUCUGUGUACCAAAUCUUUAUGAGUAUUGUUUUUACCACAGGAAGUAUUAUCAUAUAACACUUAAUUGGUGGUUUACACUUUGUAUUGCGUUAAUCAACCGUGGAGAAGAAAUAAAUAUGUUAAUAAAAGAGA
Messenger RNA from Anarrhichthys ocellatus (wolf-eel), 4615 nucleotides. Its product is annotated as inter-alpha-trypsin inhibitor heavy chain H3-like. Gene Ontology annotation, biological process: hyaluronan metabolic process. The transcript has 22 exons. NCBI's taxonomy places the organism in Eukaryota, Metazoa, Chordata, Actinopteri, Perciformes, Anarhichadidae. Bases 50 to 2941 code for a protein of 963 amino acids. Gene Ontology annotation, molecular function: serine-type endopeptidase inhibitor activity. The record is from RefSeq and is a predicted model, not a curated record.